AUAAGACCUAGAUUUCGGCGGUGACGACAGCCAAGACCACCGGCAAAUCAUGAUCACCAAAUUUUUUGGGCAAAAUCCUGUAGCUUUGCCUCAUUGUUUUAGCUUUGCGCCAAAGUUCAACGGGACAGCUUGUUCCAUAUAUCCUCAACGUUAUUUCCAAAAGAAACAGUAAUAAGUACUCCCCAGUACCACCAAACCCUUUUCUUUUUCCUAUUUAAUGGUGCUACCCCUUAGUAAGGGUAAGAGAGAGCCUCCAAUUUAUUACGGUAACCCUGACCUUUUGCCUCAAAUAUAUUCACCGGUUUCUUGUGAAACUAUAGAUAGAUACGUGUUGCUUCCCCUCCCUCUCUCUCGAAUUAUUAUCGCUGGCCUGCUGCCUGCGUAUAUACAAAGUCCAGAUAGAUAGAUAUAUGGCUUUCUUGGAUCCUGGGUUUCAGGGAAUGGCUUCUUUCUUAGCUGGAAAAUUGGAAAUUUCUAACUUCGUCUUCUAUUAGCUUGUGGUUAGUAGCUUCUGGUUAAUCUUGAUCAACCCACUGUGGGAUCUUCAUAUUUUGACCGAUGGAGCACAGGUUCUAAAAAUUAUACUGUAUGAGUAGUUCUACUACGUCAAGGCUUCAAAAACGGCUUAAAAGAGAGCUUUGAGCAGCCCAAGGAGUGCACGUACCCCAGAUAAAAGAAAAAUAUAGAGAAAGCAAAUAAAGAAUCAAAGAUACAAAAUAGUAAUUUACUUUUGCCAAUAAUGCCUGCAGUUUUGAGAAUAUAGAAAACAUUGAUACAACAAAAGAAAUAUUAUUAUUAUUUCUAGUCUGCAAGUUCUGAGAUGACUUCACGUGAAGGCUACGCUGUAAUGUCCGUGAGUUUUGCAAGCAAGAAGUUGGAGAUACGAGCCGGUGACAGUGCUUCUUCUCCUUCUUCUUCCCGUUGAUUCAACAUGGAACUUCACACACCAAUAGAGCCUCUCUUCGUACUCAAAUGGUCUGCUGUGUUGACGGUUUUCUUUUCCAUACCCGACUGAGUAGCUGGUGACCUUCCAUUGCUAUCUAUCGUUUGCUGCUUCAGCUGCUUUGCUCUGUUUAUAAUCUCUGAGAAGGUGAAAAUUGAAGUUGGCUCCUUUAAGAGUUUGUUGCUAUGGCAGAUCUGAAGAUUUUGGGCUCUUUUAUUUUGGUUUUUGAAAGUGACUUCUCGGAUUGAAAAGCGCCAAAGAACGACCGCUAUACAGAAGGGUAAGCUAAAAAGUGCUUGAUGAUGAAAGAUUUUUAUUGUGGUUGUCCCUGUUUUUGAAGUUUUAGCAGUGUCUCCCUUUUUGGGGAACUACAGCAAAAUCAACUCUAAUGAUAUUAACCAAGGGCUUUGCUUAGGACUAUUUCUAUUCCACGCCCAAAGGAGGCUUCAGAUUGAUCUCCCUAAUAAUGGAACCUCCAUUUUCAAGGUACCCUGUUCUCUACUUGUUCUUAUUCUGCGUCUUUUAUCAUUUUUCUCCGGUUAAGCCGGACGAUGCCCAGGUGCUAUUAACGCUCAAGUCAUCAAUUGAUCCUCUGAACUCGCUGCCAUGGCCUCAAGGAAGCGAUCCCUGCAAAUGGCAAGGGAUCAAAGAGUGCAUGAAGGGAAGGGUGACUAAGCUUGUUCUGGAGUAUCUGAACCUCAGUGGUACUCUAGAUGGAAAAAUCCUGAAUCAGUUGGAUCAACUUCGGGUUCUAAGUUUCAAAGGGAACUCAAUAUCUGGCCAAAUUCCCAAUUUCUCGGGCCUACUUAACCUCAAAUCACUCUUCCUCAGCAGCAAUAAUUUUUCCGGCGAUUUCCCAGAUUCCAUCACCAACUUACACCGUUUGAAAGUCAUAGUUUUAUCCGGAAACCAAAUCUCAGGUUCAAUCCCAAUGUCGCUCCUCAAACUAACCCGACUGUAUGUUCUUUACUUACAAGACAACAGCUUGGUUGGAGCAAUCCCUCCUUUGAACCAAACCAGUCUCAGGUUCUUCAAUUUGUCCAACAAUCAACUCUCCGGUCAGAUUCCGUUGACCUCUGCCUUGAUUCGGUUCAAUAGGUCCUCGUUUUCCGGUAAUAUUAAUCUCUGCGGUCAACAGAUUAAAAAACCGUGUAGCAAUUUUGGGCCAUCAUCCAGUCCUGUUUCUCCGACGGUUCCACCAAGCUCAAAGCCAUCCUCCAAGCGCAGUAAAUUGAUUAAGAUCAUUGCAGGCGUAUGUGGCUUUUUGGUGCUUUGUCUAAUUGGUUUACUUGUUCUGUGCUUUGAGUGCAAGUACCGCAGAAAAGAGGGCUCAGUUGUCGAAGAGGGAAGAAGCAAAACCAAAGGGAUUCUUGGCGGUAGUGAUAACGGCUGUGUCAACGGCCGAAAUGGAGGUGGUGGAAGUGGCAUGGGCGAUAAUAACGGUGUAUUUUCAUGGGAAGGAGAGGGAUUAGGGACUUUGGUAUUCUUAGGUGCCGGGGAUCAGCAGAUGAGUUAUAGUUUAGAGGAUUUGCUGAAGGCCUCAGCUGAGACAUUGGGAAGAGGUACUAUGGGAAGCACAUACAAAGCUGUGAUGGAGUCCGGGUUCAUCGUAACCGUUAAAAGGUUAAAAGAUUCAAGAUAUCCAAGGGUGGAGGAGUUUCGGAGACACAUGGACCUUCUUGGUAGGCUAAGGCAUCCGAACCUGGUCCCACUCAGGGCUUAUUUCCAGGCGAAAGAGGAACGGUUGCUUGUAUACGAUUAUUUCCCCAACGGCAGUCUCUUCUCUCUCCUCCACGGAACAAGGACUUCUGGGGGUGGAAAGCCUCUUCACUGGACUUCUUGCCUCAAAAUAGCUGAGGAUUUGGCAACUGGACUUCUAUAUAUCCACCAGAACCCUGGCUUAACCCAUGGAAAUUUGAAAUCCUCCAAUGUGCUGCUAGGGCCUGAAUUUGAGUCCUGCCUCACUGAUUAUGGUCUGACGGUGUUCCGAGAUCCAAACAUGCUGGAGGAACCAAGUGCUACUUCUCUUUUCUAUAGAGCUCCUGAAAUCAGGGACAUGCAAAAACCAGCCACUCAACAAGCGGAUGUCUACAGCUUUGGUGUGCUCCUCUUAGAACUCUUGACUGGCAAAACUCCCUUCCAGGAUCUUGUUCAGGAACAUGGCACAGAUAUUCCGAUGUGGGUUCGGUCGGUACGUGAGGAAGAGACAGAAUCUGGGGACGAACCUGCUUCAGGUAAUGAGGCAGGUGAUGAGAAACUUCAAAGUCUUGUAAAUGUUGCAAUGGCAUGUGUCUCAUUUGUGCCAGAGAACCGGCCAUCAAUGAGGGACAUUUUGAAGAUGAUAAAAGAUUCAAGGGCAGAGGCUCAAGUUUCAUCCAACAGCAGUGACCAUUCACCAGGACGAUGGUCUGACACUGUUCAGAGCUUGCAUAGAGAAGAACAUUUGAGCAUUUGACUGGUUAGUAAACUUAGAGUCUUAAUUUAGGUUUUCUGAUUUUUAUUGGUUUUUUUUCAAGCCGAGUCUUUUGAUUCUUAAACUAGGCUUUGUAGAGUCUACUGAUGUAAAAUACCCAUCUUUUUAUUCUCAUUCCUUAGUUUUGAUAGCUGGAGAUCAUAUGAGUUUGUUUGACGUUUAGUAGAGUCUUUGAUUUCUUGAUUGGAUGCAAUUCUUGUAUUAAGCUGAAUAGUUGAAGCCAAUUUCAAUUUUCCCAUUAUCAUUUUAAAUUCA
Messenger RNA from Manihot esculenta (cassava), 3671 nucleotides. Its product is annotated as inactive leucine-rich repeat receptor-like serine/threonine-protein kinase At1g60630. Gene Ontology annotation, biological process: protein phosphorylation. The record is from RefSeq and is a predicted model, not a curated record. Lineage: Eukaryota; Viridiplantae; Streptophyta; Magnoliopsida; Malpighiales; Euphorbiaceae. Gene Ontology annotation, molecular function: protein binding; ATP binding; protein kinase activity. Bases 1410 to 3398 code for a protein of 662 amino acids. The transcript has 2 exons.